Molecule: messenger RNA, 561 nt
Organism: Hemiscyllium ocellatum (epaulette shark)
Lineage: Eukaryota; Metazoa; Chordata; Chondrichthyes; Orectolobiformes; Hemiscylliidae
Product: octapeptide-repeat protein T2-like
Exons: 3
Coding region: 1-561 (186 amino acids)
Source: RefSeq, a predicted model, not a curated record
AUGAGUGCAAGCAAGAGAACAAGAGCGAGCGAGGGCGAGCACAAGAGUGAGCGAGGGAGAGAAAACGAGAGCCAGCGAGGGAGAGAACGUGAGCAAAGCGACGAGAGGGAGAGCGACGAGAGGGAGAGCGACGAGAGGGAGAGCGACGAGAGGGAGAGCGACGAGAGGGAGAGCGACGAGAGGGAGAGCGACGAGAGGGAGAGCGACGAGAGGGAGAGCGACGAGAGGGAGAGCGACGAGAGGGAGAGCGACGAGAGGGAGAGCGACGAGAGGGAGAGCGACGAGAGGGAGAGCGACGAGAGGGAGAGCGACGAGAGGGAGAGCGACGAGAGGGAGAGCGACGAGAGGGAGAGCGACGAGAGGGAGAGCGACGAGAGAGAGCGACGAGAGGGAGAGCGACGAGAGGGAGAGCGACGAGAGCUCACCGCUACCCCCGCGGUGCGUGCUGGGAACUGUAGUCGCGCGGGCUCGGGCUUCAUCCUCGAGAACUACAACUCCCAUCAUACCGUGCAAACCAUCUCCAUGACAGCAACCGGCGACGGUGAUGAGCAGCUGCUCUGA